AAACUACUUUAGUAAGCUAUCAAUCGCUGACAAGGAAGGUUCCACACAUUUUCCUUCCAAAAAACAUUUCUUAAAUCCGUGAAAAAAAAACAUUAUCUGAUAUUCGAAUGAUAAAUAUUGGUGACAAUUUUGUACAUUCGUGACCAAUAUGUAACCUGAUAUUUGGGCAGUUAGAAAACUAGAGUUGAGAUCUCCGCUGCUGGAGACUGUAACGAGGGAAUGAAGAGACAGCGUAGAGUCUCCAACGUCAGGGCCAUGGAUUAGUCCUGCUGUAUAAACAAUUCAAUAUGCACUCCCCGGCUCACUGAUAUUCAACCAACCAACCCAUUGUGUUCCACAAAUAUAUUUUGGUGGAAAAAAAACACUGAAAAAAUUUUAAAAUGGAGACCGAAAGAAUGAAGAUUAGCCAUACUCUGUCUCUCUCCGAGACCACUAGUCUAAAAAGAGAUCAGAACCAGAACGAGGAGAGUCCGAAUUUUGUCAAGGAUCCGUCAUUGCGCAUCGGAACACGCCUUACAAAAAGCGCGUCUUGGUUCAAUUCCUUAUCCCGGCGGGCGUCGAGAAAAACGCCGAUUAAGAAACGAUCUUUUGCCGCAUUUUCAUCUGGCAAUGAAUCUUUCACUGCUCCGUGUCCUCGUUUAAACAACGAUAUAUCACAACUUUGCGAAAAAAUUCGCAAAACUUAUCGAGGGUAUACCAGGUCAGAUUGGGAUGUUCGAAGGAGCCCGGUUUUGGUCGCCCCUGACUUACUUUUAGGGGCACCUAUCCACUCCACAUCCCGGUCAACUGAUUGUUUAGACUUGGACUCCACGUCAGCAGGUAGUUUUUGCGACGUCGCUACGCCGACUUUAGAGCCGGCGUCGCCGUUGCAAACCUGUCUUUGUCAUUCUGAAUCCUCCCCGACCCGAUACAGGGUUCGGUAUAGGGAGAAAAUGCGUAAAUACCAUGCCGUCAUUCGACUAAACAAUUCUACAUCAGAUAUGUCAACCCUCGACCUGUCGAACCUGGAGGAGGGGGAGGUGCCUGAAAACCCCGCCCUCUACUACACUAUAGAUUCUAGGAGGCUGGCCAGCAAACAUAAGAAGAGCUUAAAAGAAAGAAAGUUGUUGAACGGCGUGAAGAGGUUUAACUUGGACCCUGAGGAAGGUUUAAAAUAUCUUCAGGAGUUUAACUUCAUCGACAACAAGCCGGAGUCAGUCGCUAAAUUUCUUUUUCGACAAGAGAGAUUGUCGAAGAAACAAAUAGGAAAAUAUUUGGGAGGCCAUCAUCAAUUUAACAAAGAUGUUCUCCGACAUUUUGUUGAAUGCCAUGAGUUUACCCAGUUACUACUAGUCCAAGCCCUCAGGCAGUUUCUCUGGAGUUUUAGGCUGCCUGGUGAAGCCAUGCAGAUCGACCGAGUCAUGGAUGCCUUUGCAGCCCACUACUGUAGACAGAACCCUUAUCUUUUUGAGGAAACAGACACCUGUUUUAUCCUGUCCUUCUCUAUCAUCAUGUUGAACACUGCCCUUCACAACCCCAACGCCAAGAUGAAGAUCACGGCGGAGCAGUUCAUCAAACAGAACAAGGGAAUUAACUCAGGAAGAGAUCUUGCGCCAGAUAUGCUGGAAGCCAUUUUUAGAAACAUAAAGGAGGAACCGUUUAAAAUUCCUGAUGAAACCUACGACGACCUUAUGUACACAUUCUUUUCUCCUGAACGAGAGGGCUGGCUUCUAAAGCAGGGUGGAAGUUGGAAGAACUGGAAGCGAAGAUGGUUUGUCCUCAAUGAUCGUUGUCUCUACUAUUUCCAACAUACCGCGGAAAACGUUCCCAAGGGAAUCAUUCCUCUCGAGAAUGUGCGCGUGCGCGCGUUGGAUGAAAAAGACGGAAAGAGAUGGGUGUUUGAGAUUUACUCUGAACAAGCAGAUAUCAUUAAAGGAUGCAAGACUGAUAGUUCUGGAACUGUUGUUCAAGGAAAUCAUAAAUCCUACAGAAUGUCAGCUACGAGCAAAGACGACAUGGAUCAGUGGAUCGAGUGUAUCCAAGACUCGAUCAGAGACAAUCCCUUCCAUAAGAUCAUCGCCGAUAAAAAAGCUGCCAUUCGGCGACGAAGUGGGAAUAAGGUGAUCGUCCCGAUCAUCCCAGCGGCGGCCGGGGAUGGGAUGUCUCAGGACGAGGACGAUUAAAAAAGACGACCUCCAGGUUCUUAAAGAGCUUUGAUCAGCGGCUAGUGAAUUUUUAAGUGAUUUCAUUCAUUUUUAUAUUUUGGACUGAGUCCAAAAGUCCAUCAAAUCUUGUUAUUAGAAAAGAGUGUCCUAACUUGUCUUACUUUUUGUGGUCUAACAAGACCGAAUCUCUUCCCUUUGUCGGUGAUAAUUAUAGAAAAAUCGUAUUUGGAGGAUUUGUUGAACUAUAAUUGCUAUAUUCUUAUAUUCUUACAAAACUGUUUAAAGUUCUAUAUAUAUUAAAUUAAUGUAAGUUCUAUGCUCCUUGACGAAUAUGUGUCCAACAUCACCGACACUCUUCUUCUUUCCCUAGUAUUUUUUCAAUGCUGUAUUAUAAUUAUUUUAUUGAGAAUAUUUUAUUAAUAAAUGUUAUCUGUACACUCA
Molecule: messenger RNA, 2585 nt
Organism: Eurytemora carolleeae
Lineage: Eukaryota; Metazoa; Arthropoda; Copepoda; Calanoida; Temoridae
Product: cytohesin-3
Exons: 14
Coding region: 381-2162 (593 amino acids)
Biological process (GO): regulation of ARF protein signal transduction
Molecular function (GO): guanyl-nucleotide exchange factor activity
Source: RefSeq, a predicted model, not a curated record